UAAUCCCGCUCAGGAGACGACCUUCAAAGAUUGCCCAGAUCGUCACUCUCCCCAAGAAAAGCUCUCUCUUCUCUCUCUCUCUCUCUCUCACAUUCUCUUUGCACAGUUGAAAGACACCGUUUUGGAAGAAGAUUCAAAGCGACGUUAUCAUAAAAUGCCAGAAGCAAGAGACCGAAUCGAGAGGCCAGUUGAUUACCCGGCUAUAUUUGCCAGCAGACGCAGUCAUGGUGUGUUACUUGACGAGCCAGAUUCACGGCUUGGUUUAACUGAUUCUCCGGUUCAGGUGAAUCCUGUCCCUGGGUCAAUUGGCCGAGGAGGAUCUUUGGUUGGAACCGGCGGGACCGUGAGAGGCAAUUUCAGCACAUGGAGGCCUGGUAAUGGCAGAGGUCACGCUCCGUUUAGAUUGCCAGAGGAAAGAGAGAAUAUGACUUUGGUGUCUGCUACACGUGGAAGAGAUCGUGCUUCACCUUUGCCUUCUUGGUACCCUAGAACGCCUCUACGUGAUAUCACUCAUAUCAUUCGGGCUAUUGAGAGAAGAAGAGCAGCUGGGAUGGGAGUAGACGAUGGCCGAGAUAUUGAGAUCCCAGCUCAUCAACAAGUUGGUGUUCUUGAAUCUCCAGUACCACUGUCAGGAGAACACAAAUGCUCAAUGGUGACUCCUGGUCCAUCUCUGGGAUUCAAACGAAGUUGCCCACCUUCAACUGCUAAAGUUCAUAAGAUGUUGCUUGACAUCACUAAAGAGAUAGCUGAGGAAGAAGCAGGCUUCAUCACACCCGAGAAGAAGCUACUCAAUUCUAUUGACAAAGUAGAGAAGAUUGUGAUGAAGGAGAUCCAGAAAUUGAAGUGCACUCCUCAAGCAAAAAGGGAAGAGCGGGAGAAAAGGGUACGGACUUUAAUGUCAAUGCGAUGAUCCUUACUUAGGAGGAGAGACCAGACCAGAGAUGUAUCUGCACAGUGAGUACAUCAUCUUCUUAUGAUACCAUAGAGAGACCACAGAUCAUCUUCUUAUGAUGAUAUAUAUAUCUUCACAAGUUGGGUGAUUUCUUAGACUUGGGUAUCAUUUUCUGAUGAUUUUACUAGAAGCGUCAAUCAUCUUGUGAUGAUUUUAUAGGAUAAGAAAAUCAUUGUUCAGAUGAUAGAGUAGUUCAGGAAUCAUCUGCUGAUGAUGAUAUCAUAGGAAAUAUUGUUCUUUUCGAUAGUCCACAUAGUUUUGAGUCAUCACUUGUUGACGAUUUCGGCUUGUAGAAGAAUACUAUCCUUGUAUUACUUUGAAUAAUUGUUGAGUUGUAUAUAGAGUACUGAAUUUUGGUUUUAA
This is a messenger RNA of Capsella rubella, 1315 nucleotides long. RefSeq names its product protein GIGAS CELL1. The record is from RefSeq and is a predicted model, not a curated record. Gene Ontology annotation, biological process: negative regulation of ubiquitin protein ligase activity; regulation of nuclear division. Lineage: Eukaryota; Viridiplantae; Streptophyta; Magnoliopsida; Brassicales; Brassicaceae. Gene Ontology annotation, cellular component: nucleus. The transcript is spliced from 3 exons. The coding region runs from base 155 to 910 and encodes 251 amino acids.